Messenger RNA from Pelagomonas calceolata, 4561 nucleotides. Lineage: Eukaryota; Pelagophyceae; Pelagomonadales; Pelagomonadaceae. The record is from the annotation of a GenBank genome assembly.
GCGGAGAGCGGGGCGCAAAAGGAGCUGCACUCCGUCGUUCGCAGCAUCCGGCGCUUCUAAACGACUCCAGGCAUCAAAAAGAGGCUGCCUCGCUCGCUGGGGCUGCAUCGAGACGCUGCCCAGCUGAGCAGUAAAGGAACAGCCUAGCAGCACCUGCACGCCGCCGGCCGCCGAGGCGAGCACAGCCAAGAUGUCCCUCGACCAGAAGUCGUUCAGCACGAGGCAGGAGCUGCCCUUCGAGAACAGUAGUGUGGCAAGAAAACAACCUUCUAUAACACGAGUGAACGCCGAGCCCGCGUACGGCAGUCGUUUAGUGACGGCCGAGACGAGCAAAGCCACCUACAAGACGCAUCGCAGUAGAGUCGACUCCAUCCAGGGUAGUAUUGAUUUCAGCGAUGAACCUUAUAAACCAGAAUUUCUCGAAGGCAAAAUCUCGAAGAAUUUCUGGGCGCAGUUCGAAACGCAGAAAAUUGCGAAGGCGAACCAGUCGCUCCUCGCAAAAUUAUCCGCCAUUCAGGACGAGCCUGUGAGGAGAAGGUUAGCUAGACAGGAGGCUCUCAGAGCCAAAGGCCCGUCCCAAACUAGAACGCGGAUGCGGGAACGCAUGCGCGGCAUCCGGAACACGCAAAUAUCGAGAGCUAACGACAAGCAACUGCAGAAACUGAAGCUGCUGAAGCCUACGAUUAGUACGAGGAAGCUCGCCAAGGCUAGAGUGAGAGAAGAAAAGGUCCUAUGGCUGCGACAAACCGACUGCACGUCUGGCCACCUACUCAAAGCGCCGAAAACGAACGAAAGAGCGCAGUUCGAGACCUUCGGCGAGAAGCAGGGCUUCGACCAAUCGCUGGAUACGGAUAUCAAUUUGCCCGACACGGACGCCAUGAGACGAGCGUCGGUCACGGACCGGACCUCUACACAAGCUUUGCAGAAGAACCUCCUGCCACCCCUCGAAAGCCCGCAAAAGUCGCCGCCUCGACCCUCGCCGAAGAAGAAAAAGAAAUCACCUCAGAAGAAGAAAAAGUUCGUUCCCGAUGAGAUACCUCUCCUCAAGCUCAUGGAAGAAAAAGAGGAAGAGAUCCACAUCGACCUGCCGGAUGCUAAAUGCAUGCACCAGCAACGGCAAACGUUCGUGGUCGACUCGGUAGGAGAGGUGCCCUGCACGACCGAGGUCUGGGCGGCCGAGCCCUACACCAUAUUGACGGAGGUCGAGGUCAUCAUGAAGUCGACGUCCGGUGAUGUGAUUACCGAACAAGCUAGAUGUAUUUCGGAUUGGACCGUGAAGUACGGCGGCGCGAAGAUGGUCGAGUCGCACGACAUCGACGCGCGCGCGAUGGCCGAGAUGCUGGCCAAGAUGUUCGAUCUCCGCGUUUUGAAGUGUUGAGGCGCCUUCACGCCAUCGACGUGGGUGGUUUCUUUGUUGGUUUUGAGGCCGUUCGGACCGCGAUGCUCCGCGCAGGUUCAAAGAAGCGGAUGAAGAUGACAGUGGCGAGUUGUCGCACGAGGAGUUCUUCGGGUUGAUGGAAGAAGCGGACUUGGGCUUGAACCGGGCGGAACUGCAGCUCCUGAUGCAAGAAGCCGACGAAGAUGGCGACGGCACUAUUUCAUAUGAAGAAUUUAUGCCCAUUGCCAUCGACUUGGUGGCGUCGUUCAAGGCGCGGAAAGUCGCGAAGCGAGCGUCGUCAGCUGAGUCUCGAGAGCUAGACGCUACGGUAAAUAAGAAGCUAGAAGCGCCAGAACUAGAAAAACAGAUCGCGGAGGCAGAGCGGAUGUUAGGCGAAGCUGAUAAAAGAGGCACCGGUUCCAUGACUCGACCGGAGUUCCGGAAGCACGUCAAGAAGACUCCUGUUCCGUUGAAUAAAUCAGAAUUUGCUGCUCUGUUGAAAAAGAUGCCCCUCGACGCGUUCGGCAAGUUCGUUUACUCAAAAUUCCGGAAGACCGUGAAGCAGGUCAAGUUCGAUGCGUACAAGUGCGACUUGAUCAUGAAGCGAGGCAAGGGCACGACGACGGGAGACAUCAUGGAGCUCUGCCGCCAUAGCGAAUGCGAAAUCCUAAAAACCGAGGCCGAGGACCCCAACGCUUCGGAGGAGUUCGACCCCCACGACCCGGCCUAUACUUUUCUGUUAUCGUCAAAGCAGUUCGAGUUGGUGUUGCGAAAUGAAAAACUGGGACUUACUGGCUUGCAGGUCAUGUCUUUGUUGGCCGACGCGCCGUUCGAGGAUUCUCAGCUAGAUUAUGUCCUGUAUGCGCCUCGCUGCGCGCGAGCCAUCGACCACAUGCUCGACCCCGCGGCCAUGGCCGCCAAAGUAGAUGUUCUCUCUAGUCACUUAUCGCAGGAGAAGGCGUUCGGCGGCAAGUCAGAAGCUGAUUUAGCCAGGGAACUGAACGCUCUAUUUGCUUCUUUUGACGUGGACGGCAGCGGCUGCUUGGAUGGGCACGAGUUCGGCAUGGCCAUGCAGUCCCUUAACCUAGGCUUAGAUCAAGGCGACAUCGACUACUUGUUACUAAGGGCCGAUGCGGACGCGAAAGGUACCAUCGACCGCAAGGAGUUCAUGCAGUUCACCAUGGGCGAGUUAUUAGACUUAGUAAAAGCGAAGCACCAGAAGAACCUCCACCAGGACUUAGAUCAAACGGCGUCGCAUCGGGAGCUCCGCGAAGACGUCGACAUGGGUGUCAAUGCCUCGUCCUUCGACCAGUUGGUGGAUCGCGAUUUAUCACCGGAUCAACAAGCCGAGAUGCAGCAGCUCUUGGAAAUGUUUAGGAGGGCGGAUACGGAUAAGAACGGUUCGUUGUCGGCGAACGAGUUCCAUCGUUUGUUAGAAGCGUUGGAUCUGGGUUUGACCCAAUACCAGAUGGCCCGCUUGAUGGCGGAAGCCGACGAGAACGACGACGGCUGUAUCUCGUAUUCGGAAUUCGUACCUGUCAUGCUCAAGAACCUCGAGACUUAUAGAAGUAAGCAGUCCGCCGGCAAGGAGUGGAAGGAGCGCAUGGAGAAGGCCGAGGCCCAGGCCGAAUCUGCGCAAAGUGUGUUGAGGCAGCAAUUGGAAGAGACGAUCCACGUGCUGGAGGGCGCGUUCCGCGAGGCGGCCAAGGUCGAAGCCGCCGAACUCGGUGAUGGCACCUCACCACAUGCCUAUCCUUCCCUGAAAAGGGAUAAUUUUUUGAAGUGCCUGGCCUCGCCAAAGGCGAACCUCGAUCGCCACAUGAUCAACAUGAUCGCCGCGCGCAUCAAGGACAAGGACGGGAAGACCCCGACAAAGGGCGUCAAGGACGCGGUCUUUACGUGCCACCUCGAGAACUGUAAAAGACAAGUCCUGGAGCAGAUUACUGGGUCGUCGAUGGAGGAACAUCUGAGACAUAUGUUGGGUAAUGCCGAGAAGAAGCACGCUCAGGAGCAAGGCAGGACGGACGAAUCUCGCUCAAAAAUCUUACCGGCCAAAAAAGUGCACGAGCUGAUUUCGGAAGCGAAGGAGCUGCCCCUGACGCGGCAGCAGCUCUUAGCGGUCAUGUCCCUGCAGGCCGAAUGCUCCAUUGACGACGACGAAGUGUCAGAUAGUAAACCCGUCGACAUCGUACCGUUCUGUGCCAAAGCAGCCAAGAUGAUCGCGGACUUUUUUGAUGUUGGCCAUACUAAAAGAAGAGCGCAGCUCGCGAAUUCAGCGCGGACGAACGCCGACGAAUUGUUAGGUGGGAGGCGGGCCGAUGAUCUCGAAGCUAAAUUAACUUCAGCGUUCCAGCGGAAGGAUUUACAGGGCCGGGGUCAUAUCAGUCUAGAUGAUUUCAGACAAGUGAUCCAGUCGAUCACCAUCCUAGAUUUUACUAGAGGAGAGAUCGCGGCUAUUCUCACAAAUGCGCCUCGCGACAAGGAGGGUCAUGUCGUCUGGAACGAGUUCCUGACGCAAGCUCGGGACAUCUUCGCGCUCAUAGCCAAAGAGCGCCACGAAAAGGCUUUAUCCAUGCACGACGCGCACUUCGACCCCCACGGGGACGUCCAGCCUCUCGACGAGGACCAAGUCGUGGCCUUGGGACGAGCUUUGGCCGAGGCCGCAUCUUUGGCAAUUGAUCCGAAUGAUCCAGACGCCUUCAUCAUCAAUUUCGAAGAAUUAAAAGUACCGGAACUCUUACAGGGAGGCAAGGCCGGCAUGAUGGCCGCUUUAGCUUCUCCCCAAGGCAAGGAGCCCGAGGUCGACGUCCUGGCCGACGACCCCUGGGGGCGGUCGGAAGAGUGCGUUCUGGCCGAGGAGGAGCGCGACGUGGCCUGCGUCAACACUAAUGAUGAGGAGAUCGAUAUUAAUCACAAGGUCAUGCCCCAGAACCGCGCGAUGGCCGCGGACUUCGAACAACUGCAAAAGCGGAUGCACAUCAAGAUUUUGAGGAACAAGGACAUGGUCGAGAUCGAGGCGACGUGCCAGGACACUUCUCAUAAAUUCGAACACGCCAUGCGCAUGCCGUCCAUCGCGAUCGUCGACUCGGAGCUGGGCCGGUCCUUCGUGAAGCGCGUCAUGGCGAAGGUGCGCGUCGAGGUGAACGAUGUGCUCGAGGAGCGGCUUAAGGUUUAGUUUUUGUA